This is a messenger RNA of Anthonomus grandis grandis, 867 nucleotides long. Its product is annotated as protein SGT1 homolog. The record is from RefSeq and is a predicted model, not a curated record. Gene Ontology annotation, molecular function: protein-folding chaperone binding. Gene Ontology annotation, biological process: protein stabilization. The transcript has 5 exons. NCBI's taxonomy places the organism in Eukaryota, Metazoa, Arthropoda, Insecta, Coleoptera, Curculionidae. The coding region runs from base 138 to 782 and encodes 214 amino acids.
AUCUUCAACAGCUGAUUACUUUCAUUUUACUGUCACCAUGACAUUUUCCAGUAUUUUCCAUUGCAAUAUAAGAGCUUCCAGAAAUUCUAUUAUUCUCCCGUUAUUCAAUCACCCUCAAAUGCAAUAAAGCCCGGAACAUGAGCGAGGAAGUCACCAAAUCUAAGCCUGAACUGCCUUUUAAACAUGACUGGUACCAAACAGAUAGCGCAGUAGUGAUCACCAUUUUAGUAAAAAAUAUCAAAGAGGACCAGCUAAAGGUAGAUUUUAAGAAUACUCAAGUUCAAGUGCACAUCAUUGUACCCGAGUAUGAAGAAUGCCAUAAAAGUUACAAUCUGUCUCAUAAAAUUGUGCCUGAGCAAAGCACUUACAAGCUAACUCCAUCAAAAAUUGAAAUUAAAUUGAAUAAAGUUGAUGGUAUUAGAUGGGACAAACUCGAGGGAACAGUUACAGAGGAAACUAUUAAAAUUAUACCUCAAGCAUCUAAUUCUGAAUUAGGUCAUCCACCGUCAUAUCCGACAUCAAAAAAAGGCAAAGACUGGAAUCAGGUAGAAAAGGAAAUAAAAAAACAAGAAGAAGAGGAAAAACCAGAAGGAGAGGAAGCUUUAAAUAAACUUUUCCAGGAAAUUUAUGGCAAAGGCAGUGAUGAAGUUAGAAAAGCGAUGAAUAAAAGUUUUAUGGAAAGUGGUGGUACUGUGUUAAGCACAAACUGGAAAGAAGUGGCCGAGAAGAAGGUGGAGGUCAAACCCCCCGAUGGGAUGGAGUUUAAAAAGUGGGAUAGUUAACUUCAUUUAAUAAUAAAAGCUUUUUGUACUAAUUUUUUUUUUAAUUUGCAAGUGUUUUUUACUAAAAUAUAAUUCUUAACAUUAA